UCGGCACCGGGGGGCGGACGGCCGGCCAGGAGGUGUCGGCGCCGUCAGCAGGCGAGACCUGGGUCACCGCUGACUGGUCAGCGCUGAGUGCUGACCGCAGGUCAACACCGGAACUGGUUCUCUUUUCACCGGCCGUCAACGCCUGAGCACACGCUGGCUGCCACCAUGUCGAUUACGACAUGCAUUCAGCACCUGCCCGGCAUGCUGUGGCGCUGGCGGACGGCCGUGGUGACGGUGGCGCUGCUCUGCCUGCUGCUGCAGCUGAUGGUGCUGCAGACGUCGCCGGACACGGUGCGGCACGGCCGCCGCCCCGCCUGGGUGGACCCGUCGCCAGCGAUGGGCGAUGAGAGGUCGCCGAGGGCCGCCGCGCUGCGGCAGCCGGGCCGAGCGGCGCUGCCUGACCCGCCCGGGCCCAGCGCGGCGCCGGCAGCGGUCGGGCCCGACCCGGCCAUGGUGCCCGCCCAGCGCAUCAUCCACCUGGACCUGAAGGGCGCACCGCCUACGGUCGACUACCUGGUCAGCCUGCUCCCGAUGAUGCGACGUCUCGGCGCCACCGGUCUGCUGAUCGAGUGGGAGGAUAUGUUUCCGUUCUGGGGACCGCUGCGCGCGGCCGCCGCCCGAAACCACUACAGUCGCGCUGAUGUGCGCCGACUGCUGUCAGAGGCACGUCGCCAUGACCUGGACGUGAUCCCGCUGGUGCAGACGUUCGGACACCUGGAGCCGUUCCUGAAGCUGCGCCAGUUCGCGCACCUGCGCGAGCUACCCGCCCAGCCGGCGGCGCUUUGCCCCUCCCGUAACGAGUCCCUCCGCCUCGUGGAGCAGAUCGUCGACCAGGUGAUGAAGAUGCACGCUGGCGCACCGCUGCUGCACAUCGGCUGCGACGAGGUGUACCACAUGGGUCUCUGCGAGCUCUGCCAGCGGCGGCUCAGAGACGACCUCUACCUGGAGCACGUAGCCACCGUGGCGCGCUACGUGCGAGACCGGCACGGCGCCAAGGCGCUCAUCUGGGACGACAUGAUGCGUCACAUCCCGGUGGAGACGCUGCGCCGCUCCGGUAUCGGCGAGCUGGUAGAUCCGAUGGUCUGGGUGUACGCCGAGGACGUGGACCGUUUCGCCGACCCGCAGAUCUACAGCACGUUCGCCGAGGUGUUCCCGCGCGCCUGGGCGGCCAGCGCGUACAAGGGCGCGUUCGGCGAGACGCUGACGGUGCCGCCGCUGCAGCGUCACCUGGACAACACGCUCAACUGGCUGCGCGUCAUCCGGCGGGAGACGCCCCGAUUCCGCGACGGCUUCGGCGGCCUGGUGCUGACCGGCUGGCAACGCUACGACCACAUGGCCGUGCUAUGUGAGCUACUACCCGCCUCUGUGCCCUCUCUGGCGCUCAACCUGGCUACAGCGUCACACGGCUUCUUCAACAGCUCGCUGCGCCGGGUGCUGUAUGACGCGCUCAGCUGUCACUCGCAGGGCACGUUCAUCACGCCGAGCUCCGACCAGUACGGGUUCUACGCUUUCUCGCAGUGCGACUUCCCUGGACACAUGUUCUAUGAGUUCACCGGCCGUAUGCCCGGCAUCGAGAUGCAGGCCCGCUCGGCCAUCGAGGACGUCCGCAAGAAAGGCUGGCUCACCGAGUACAGCGUGGCGCGCAACUACACCAACCCGUUCCGGGUGGACGAGGUACUGGAGCCGCUCUACAGCGCCGACUACCACCUGUCGCGCGCCGCCAUCGACGUGCGCGACGCGCUGUCCGGCGUCAUGGACCGGUUCACGGUGGCCGAGUGGGUCGAGCAGAAGCUCUACCCGUGGAUGCGGCGCAUCGAGGCGCUGCGCCGGGAGGGCGAGGCGGUGAAGAAGCGCUCCGAGUGGCCGGCGCGGCCGCUGCCCAUGCUCCGGGAGCUGGCCAGGUUCGGACUGGAUGUCACCGAGGACCAGACAAAGGACGGGACUGCGGACUCGCCGGACGGCGCCCAGCUGAACGACAACGGUCUGAGCGAUACUGUCCGGCUGAGCAAGCGGGAGGUGGGCCCCGCGAUCCAGCCAAACAGAGAUGAGAAUGUAGAUAAUGCGGAGAGACAGGAACUUAGAGAGGCUGGCGAAAAGCAUGAAGUAGACGGUAUCGCCGUCCAUCAAAGCGAUCGAUCGAAUACGGCGGACGUGGAUGGUUCGAAGAGACGGAGUGAAGUUGAAGCUAACAUGACAAAGGAUCUGAAGGAGGAGGUCGUCGACAAGCAGGCUGUGCUCGGAGAGGAUGCUGUUCAACCAGGAGAGCUAGGUUCUGCAGUGGAUCGUCAACAUGAUCAGUCUCCGCAGCAGGCGCCGGCUGUGCUGGCAGCAUAGUAGCCUGUUCUAUGCUCGCAACGAGCAUAUGAGCCCUGUGAGGGGGAUACAAUGUUGGCAGCACAUGCUGCGCUUUUGUCAAGAGGCGGCGUUUAAAGCUGUGGAGUCUACAUGUGGCAUUGGCGACUGUCCACAUGUUUUUCGCGCCACUGUACGCAGGUGGCGCUAUGUCUGCGAUAGGUACUCUGAGGUGGUGUUUCCGGCCGUACGAGCUCGGACUAGCACAAGCGGUCCUGUGACGUGUGACUGUGCUGUCUGAGGGGAAUCCAGGGUGGCUAGAUUUUGAGUCGUAACGGGGACCUGUCCCGCGGAUGUGGGACCUUGUGUGGGUAUAUAGGGUCUUGUGUGGGACUAUGGUGGGCUGACUCAGAACGCGCACUGAGACUAUUACAUGCUUUACAGUCUCCACUUUAUGGUGGAAGCAAUUACAUCAGUCAGCCCAAUUUUAGGGGUAACUAAUCUAUUCUAGAGUGACGUGCGGAAGUAACAACUCACAACAGUGCGCUACAACACGAGGCGUUAUCCGUCGGCUGUCUGCCAGCUAUAUGAGGCAUUUGCACUGCUAUUGCGUCACGACUUUUGCUGUAGCGGCCUUGUGGCGUCAAUGAGAUUGUGAGAUUUGUGAGCGUUGCGCCACCAGGAAGGUGUGUCAGUUUCUGUUGAAUCGAGGCUACAUGUAUGGCCAGGUGGUGGAUUCCUCACUCCCCUAUGGGUCAUGUGAUGUUCGGGUCUCCCCAGAGGUCACCUGUUGUGGCCAGAGAGUGGUGUACAUUGUACAUAUUACGGGACAUACUGCCCACUACGAGUGUCGCAUUAUGCGGUUUUCCACGCAUCAUCAAACACCGCAUACGAUAUCGUAAAUGCCUGUGUGAUUGGCGCCAUCAAAACAUUCAUAAACACUACAAAGGACUCAUAUUAUAGUGCUUAUACACAUUUUCUCAAUUGUUUUCAUGAAUAUGAAUCGUUAAUAUGCACACGAAUGGAAUACGAAAGAUCACGUACCUAUAUCAAAUGAAUCAUGCCUUGUAACCCGCGCCGGCCCUGG
This is a messenger RNA of Amphibalanus amphitrite, 3379 nucleotides long. Its product is annotated as hexosaminidase D-like. NCBI's taxonomy places the organism in Eukaryota, Metazoa, Arthropoda, Thecostraca, Balanomorpha, Balanidae. Gene Ontology annotation, biological process: carbohydrate metabolic process. The transcript is spliced from 4 exons. The record is from RefSeq and is a predicted model, not a curated record. Gene Ontology annotation, molecular function: hexosaminidase activity. The coding region runs from base 166 to 2334 and encodes 722 amino acids.